Molecule: messenger RNA, 2619 nt
Organism: Ixodes scapularis (black-legged tick)
Lineage: Eukaryota; Metazoa; Arthropoda; Arachnida; Ixodida; Ixodidae
Product: N-alpha-acetyltransferase 30
Exons: 4
Coding region: 261-1130 (289 amino acids)
Biological process (GO): N-terminal peptidyl-methionine acetylation
Cellular component (GO): NatC complex
Molecular function (GO): protein-N-terminal amino-acid acetyltransferase activity
Source: RefSeq, a predicted model, not a curated record
GUAAUGAGCAUGCGUCACGGGGGGCGAAAGGCGAAAGAGAGCGAGCGAACGGAAGGAAAAAAGAAGAAAGAAGUGUGAUGAAAUCGUAAGCAGUGUGCGAAGUCGUUCGAGGUGUUCGAUUAAAACAAACAAGAAAAUUAAUUUAGCUGAAUUAUGUGAAACGACGGGUGCCCCGUUGAAUGGAGUGUGCGACGACCGUGCUACGAGCCUCGAAGGAUGUGCCGGGCCCUUCAACGUCGCGGAGCAGCACCCCGUGAACGAUGGAAGAGUCCGAUCGGACCGAGUCGUCGCCAGUAGGCUUAGGGAGCUACCACGACCACGGCUCCAACGCUGCAGCUGAUCGCCUCGUGGACGGUCUGGCCGACUUGGUGGAUCCGCAGGACGUCGGACACGAGUUUUGGAAGACGUCCGAAGACAUCGCGACCCGCCUCAAAAAGAAACUGCACCUCGGUCGACCACCCCCGAACGGUUGUUCUGUGGCGGCGGCGACGGAGAAACUCAACGGUGUCGUUCACUGGGGCCGCAGCAACUGCGACGAGCCGGCGGUAGCGGCUCGGUCGCCGUGUCACGAGGCCCCGGGCUCGAGUAGCGGUUGCAGUCCAUCCAGUGACUGUCGGUUGGGUGACGAUGUCGUCGUGCCGAGUGCGGUCGACGCGUGGACGCCGUCUGAGGACGGCAUCGACUACGUCGCCUACGAAUCGGAGAAACAGAUGCCGGACAUUAUGCGUCUGUUUCAGAAAGACCUUUCCGAACCCUACUCCAUAUACACGUACCGGUACUUCAUACACAACUGGCCCCGGCUGUGUUUCCUGGCAAUGGACGGGGACGCGUGCGUGGGGGCCAUCGUCUGCAAGCUAGACGUGCACAAGAAGCUGGUCAAGCGGGGCUACAUUGCCAUGCUUGCCGUGGAUGCCAAGUACCGGAAGCGGAAAAUAGGUUCAACACUGGUGCUAAAGGCGAUACGGGCAAUGAUUAGCGACGACGCCGAUGAGGUGGUCCUGGAGACGGAAAUCACCAACAAGCCCGCGCUGCGUCUGUACGAGAACCUUGGCUUUGUGCGCGACAAGCGGCUGUUCCGCUACUACCUGAACGGCGUGGACGCCCUUCGGCUCAAGCUCUGGCUGCUAUGAUCGCUGAGGGAAGGAUGAGGAGCGGCGGGAGUGCAGCGGCGGAGGCUAGCCCUUGGUUUUCCCCCGAAAGCCUGCGUUGUUCUAACUUUCCUCGCCACCUUCGAAGCAACACCUCCACGGUAAACAGGCUGCCGGCGCGCCGCCUGCUGGAAGCUAGCGGGGGACGCGCGUCGGCGUUAGUUCGGGAUCUGCGUUCGACCGGCAAGAGUACUUCACAUCUCCGUCGCACGGACAGCUAAAACGCCGUUCACGCCAAAUGACGUUUCGUGUGGAUGCCGCGUGAUCGGUGCCAAGCGGCGACUCGUAUGGCAUUUGGGCUAAAUGGCACUUGCGCUGAGCUUCGUUUAGCGUGAAUGGCGUUUCAGGUGCUAGUUUGACGGAGGUGUUGGUGGUCUGUUUCAGGUUUAGAAUAGAGGGGCAAGCCCCUCCCAGAAAGCUCUCUGCUCGCCGCGAUUGGUGGAUUUCUCCUUUCCUCUCGCCUUCCCACCAGCGUUCAUUCUGCCAAAGGGGAAAGGGUGAGGGCUUUUGGGAGGGGCUUGCAAUGGCUUGCGGUUAUUCUUACAUUGCAACAGACUACACUCCCAGCCGAACGCCGAUGCACCAUCCGUGUCAACCUGUCCCUCACACUGGCUUCCAGUAGGUGACAUACAAGUUACGGCGUUGCAGCCUUUCUUUCUAGGAGGUGUUGUUCAAAGACAUUGUCUUUGUUGUUUUUUGCGUCGUCAAAGAAAGGCAUUCUAGAGCAAGUCGUCGUUUUCAGGGCGUUGCGAGCACGGACAGUGACGGGAGUUUUCGGAGGGCAAUGAUUUUUUGCGGUAGCGUUUGCGCAUAAUUAAUUUCAUAGUGCCAGAUGCGCCGCGGUGCAGGAUUGGCACGAGGUAAUGUUCGUCACCGAGAACGAGUGUUGGCUAGUAUUUUUUAGAACGAAUGAUCGAACGUGAACAGCCUGAAGACAGGAUUGAGUUUCAACGGUGGCAGCUUUCGAUAAAGGCUAGUCUGCUUCUUUUUUUUUUUUCUGUGCCGAUGGAUCCCCUAAAACUAAAGAUUGGAAUUCGAUUUUAAUUUUUUUAUUUCACUCUCGCGUAAGCUUUGUCUAGUGGAAUAGUGACAGCAGAGGCAGAAAGCGGCAUUUCAAAAGCGCUCGCUUGAAACACGUGUGUGUUGAGGUCCGCCGAAGUCGUCUGGAGAUUUCUAUUGUAUGCAAUUUGCUCGCGUUGGAUCGGCAGUCCGUAUUUCUGGGGGUCAGCUUGCACGGAUGUCGUUGCCACCGACUAAGCGGUCGUCGUCGUCGUCCCUUUUCUUUUCUUUUUUUUUUGUUUGUUUUGUUUUAAAAUUCCGCUUUGCGCCGCAGGGGCCGCACUUGCCAAGAAAGUGUUCUGGUCGUAAUACGAAGGUCGCCCUUUUCCCCCCGUCGGGCGGUUUUUGUCGCUGGUGCGGAAUAGAAGUUAUAAGCCUGUUUCCUGGAAGUUUAAUAAAAUUUAAGUAUGUA